Molecule: messenger RNA, 2353 nt
Organism: Drosophila eugracilis
Lineage: Eukaryota; Metazoa; Arthropoda; Insecta; Diptera; Drosophilidae
Product: E3 ubiquitin-protein ligase KCMF1
Exons: 2
Coding region: 658-2196 (512 amino acids)
Molecular function (GO): zinc ion binding
Source: RefSeq, a predicted model, not a curated record
UUUUUAUAGUAUUUAUAUAUUUUUCGAUGCUUAAGAAAAUUUAUUUUUGAGCACAUAAUUGAAAAGCAUUUAAUGCUCAAUAGCUGAUUUAAUAUCAGUGAGUUGAGAACUAUGGUUCUACCAAUAUAACUACGCAUGGCGACACCGCUGUUAGAAUUUUGAUUUUUAUUUUAUUUUUUAUUUCAAAUCGCGGCCUUCAAAUUCAUCGUUUAUGUCUAACUUUGAUCCUUUUCUAAAUAGAAUUACUAACUUACCUUGCGUUUAUUCUCGGUCUCAGUAUCCUAGGCCAUAAGCUUUAACCAACACCUAAUUAACGUCAACAAAUCAUAAUUCUCGUCGUGCAAGUCUGCCCUUUUUUUUCCGGGAUUUUUACAUUUGGUUUAAGAAACAAGUUGGCAGGUCUGCCUAUAAGUUUCAUUUCCAAUCUGAGUUUGCGGUUCGGUGUGCUUUUACUUGCAGUUUGAUGUUAGCUGAAAAUCGAGUAAGUUGUAUAAAAUAACUUAAGUGGCGACAAGGCAACCCAUUUGUCUCCUUGUACAUAGGCACCUCUAGUUUCGUAAACAGAAAUCGCUUGACUUUGACGCUUUUGCUGAUUACAUGGGCGUAACAGCGUGCUGCCAGAAGUAAUCUAUUUAUCAGUACUCCCCUACAAGCUCCAUGGCCAAUCUGCAGCGCCAGCCACCGGAGCGCCACUUUAACUUUGUGUGCCGCAAUUGCUCGAAAGCCGAUUUCUUGGGCCGCCGCUACAGCUGCUGGGUCUGUGCGAACUACCAUGUGUGUGGAGCCUGUUUUGAUGACAUCCGGCUGCCGGAGGCUCUCCAGCACCUGUACUACCAUCCACUGAAGGUGCACUACGACCGUGCUGAGUACGAGCUGUACUUUGCCGGGGAGCCGUAUUCGGGUGAGGACCAAGUGGUUCAGAGCUACAAAUGUGCCCUUUGUCAAGAGAACGGCCUUAGCACCACCGACCUCUACAGACACUUGCUGCAGACGCACCAGAACGAACCGGACCACAGUGCGUACAUCUCCAUGGUGUACACCCACUAUCUGGCGGGCAACACACGGGAACGCUUGCUUCAAUGCAGCCGCACAAUUGGUCCUCGAAGUGACAGCACGCGGAAGCAGCGCAGCCGGAAUUUUGAAGCAGGCGUCGUUAACCUGGCCCAACUUCGGGAGCAGCUGGAGGCGAUGGAUUCAAAUGCUACUGACUUUCCGCAGCGCUGCUACGAGAUCUUACAUCGAGCCUAUUAUCUCCGUGCACAGCAGAGCACCACCAGCAUGGAAGAAUUGGCGAUGGUCGAGAACUACUUAGGCGACAUUGAAAGUGGUGUGGCGAACAUUAUUGCCGAGCGCCAAUUGCGUCAAGGCCGUUCAUUCAGACCUACAACACUGUCCCGUCGCGGAGCCAUUUGGCCUGGCUCUAAUGCAGCUUCCGCUGUUGAGAUGCGUCUAGGUACGCCAUCACGCACGCCCCGAGCGGCGGCACUAUUGGUAGUACCACGUAGGCCAAUUGUUACUAGGGCUGACGGGGCAGAACCUUUCCAGCGCGUGGUGAACCGCAAUUGUACCGCUUCCAGGCCGUCGGUUUCUCCACCUUUUGACCAGGGAAAAACUCUUUCGGUGGACCUUGGGCGUACCGUGGUGGCAGUCAGAGAUCGGCCUACCUUGCCGGUGAAAGCGCAGGGCAUUCCGCUCACCAAAAAAGGGCUUUCUAGCGGCAACUUGGCUUUCAAAGAUAGUCGCUUCCUGUGCGCGAAGUUGGUGAGGGCUAAGUCAAGCAACGCCGAGGAGUGGAACAGCAAGCUGCUAAAAACUAGCUUUAUCGAGGCCAUAUUCUGUUCUAUGCUGGCGGACGAGGAGCUAAUCCAGUUGCCACGAAGUCUACUGUGGACCCAUCUAAAACCAAUGCUGCAUCAACCAUCAGACGAAAUGAAACGCUUGUACAAGGACUUCGACGAGUACAAGUCCUGGAUUUUGAAUCACACCAUCCAGAAUAGGGGCGGAACUUCUACUUUAACUGCUGUGCGAUCCGGCUGGAAUUCUAUUAGUACGGCUUAUUUCGUAGACCCGACCGAUAUUUUGAUUCUGAAGGUUGUUUCGGAAUCGGAUGGUGAGGAAAGUGGAAGAGGGGAAGAUGCGUAUGAUGUCCCAGACGAAACUGAUACUAAAAAUGGCAAAGGAGAUAAAAAGGAGUAAGAUCACGGCUUGAACUCUGAGCUUUCGGAAGCAUCGCACGACGAAUAGUAAAAUUCUGAGCCCAGAAUGACCCAUAAAUUAUCAUAAAUAAAUGUUUCUCAGUAUUUAUAAUAAACAGAGGACGAUUCCUCGUUGAAUCUCGAUUUUGUAUAGAGUA